AAAUUGCAUGUCGGAGCGGCAGUGAAGGCCAUGGCGGAUAGCGACUUCGAGUAAACCUGAUUUUUUUCUUCCCAAGAGAUUUUUUUUGCGCUUGAAAUGUUGUAGUUUCUUUUUGAUGUCGAGCUACUCAUGUACUUUGGUUUUUGUUGAAAAUGAAAACAAUUUUUUUGAUUGACAAAAACUACAGCGACGCCAGCAAGGGCGGCGAUGGACAGUUGUCCCCGCGCGGCGCAGGAGGCGGCACCGGCGGCGGAACCUGCCGCGUUUGCCACGCGCUACUAGAGGAGGAUAAACUCACCGACACGCGCGCAGUGGAGAAGAGCACAAGGGUAGAUACUGGAUAAUUCGAAUUUCUAUGCUGACAAGUUGUGCGUUCAUUCACUUGUGAUGUAGUCGAUUUGGAUUGACAGAUCAUUCAGCUUCAAGACUUGAUCAUAUGCUUGGAAGUGGAUCGCACAGAUGAACUUCAGGUCAAUAUUAACGUCAAUCUUCUUUACUCCAUGCAAUCGACUAAAAAGGUAAUUCUGGGGCUCAUGAGCCACUACUCGGAGACGUUGUUGAGCGUGAUAAAGCGUGGGCCGCAGACCCGGGACGUGGAGCUGAAGCGGCACGCGGACGACAGCGACCACGAGGGAGAGGAGGAGGACACAAUCUUCACCUGCUACUGCAUCAGCAUGUCCAUUCUGGUAGUCGUCCUCAUCAUCGGCGCGUCUGUCGGUAUUUACUUCGUCGCCACGAAGGGGAAGUCUUCCUCCAGUAGUUCCUUUCUCGAGCAGAGUGGCACAACCGCGGAACUUUACAACCCCCUGAAUGUGCUCGGCGCUUUUCUCGGGUUGCAGUGAGGUGGACGAAACGAAUAAAAUUGGACGGUGUACGUAAUAGGAGAAAAAAACGACCGCGAAGGCUUUGUUCUUUUCGCGCGUUGUUUUUAUGAAUACUUGUAGCAAAGACGAACCCUCAACACAGUCACUGUCACAGCUUCCAAGAAAAAGUUGUGUGGGUUGGAUUUUUUUUCAAGCCUUCUCGUACAAGAAUCUUUCGGUGGAUGCUUGUGCCAGGGUUGUACAACUUCCAUACUAUGGACCAGCAUCAGGGAUUAAACUUUGUUAGUUUAAGAGAAAGCUACUGUCUCCUGUAUCCCCGAGUAAAAAUUCUACACAUAGAAGUUGUCGCUGUCAAGCGCGCGCUCCUUAUUUCGUACUAGGGAGAGGUUUGGCUAGGCAGUCUAGAAAUACAAAUAGUUUUUGUACUAAUGCGUUGUUCUUUUUUGAGUACAGUAACAGUGUUUACGUUUUGAUUUUAUCAAACACAGUUCUUAGAGGACUAUACCCGAAAUAAAUCAUGUACAUUCGAAAUUGACUUUGACGGCCCGCCUCCGUCAACUUUCACAUCUGGUUCGCCCCCACAUUUAGAUAGUCACAGGAACACGACCCUUAUUCUGUAUGUAAAAAGUAUGCAAUGGAUAUCGGCGUUGCAUCUCGUAGUUUCACCGCUGCGAAGGGAAGGUCUUCCCUUCGUCUGGCGUCUUUACAUUAAGGAAACGUAACUACAAAAAGAGUCUGCGAUGCAUUCGCCAACGAGGCGACUGCGACCACGACAGGCGGUGCCGAGUAAGUAGACGCAGAUAGCAUCGCAACCUUGUUGCACAGCUUCCAUCUUGACUGGCACCUCUGGAAGAACCCGGAACAGACGAACUUUUGCUUGUUACCUGUUGUUUUGUAGCCCAAAUCAAGUAAAGCAAAAACAGCUCAGCG
This is a messenger RNA of Amoebophrya sp. A120, 1754 nucleotides long. NCBI's taxonomy places the organism in Eukaryota, Dinophyceae, Syndiniales, Amoebophryaceae. The record is from the annotation of a GenBank genome assembly.